AUGGGGAACGAUACACGAGCUGUUUACUUGGAGAUGACGGCAGCUGAGAUUUUAAGCGAAGGCGGUGAACUGAGACUUUCUAGGGAUGUGAUGGAACGAGUUCUUGUUGAUCGUCGCGCAUAUGAAGGGAAGAAAAUCACUAAUAUGAAAGAUAAAUCAGUUAGGGCUCAGAUGGAGUUAGUUGUAAAUCAAGCGAAAUAUUGUAGAAUUCACUUAGGUAACCCCGAUAUGUUCGCCGAUUCCCAAAGAGAUAAAUCGAAUGUUUCUCCAUUGUUGCCUUUGAUUUUCUCUGAAGUUUCUAGUUCAAUUGAUACUUUUGGUGGUGGUAGUAGUGGUGGUGCCUCUUCUCCUCCUGGUUUUUUGGAUGAGUUGUUUAGGGAUUCCGAUUACGAUUCCAUGGAAACGAUCUUGAAGCAAUUGUAUGAGGAUUUAAGAGGGGCUGUACUCAAAUGUUCUGCUCUUGGAAACUUUCAGCAGCCAUUGAGGGCUUUGAUGUACUUGAUAAGUUUUCCACUGCUCUUUCCAAAUCCGCUAGAUAUCCGGUCCCAAAUCGUCACCCCUUUCUUUAUUUUUUCGAUAAUAGAGUUGGCUAUUUCUGUGGCGUCAUCUCCCGAAGGCAGCGGCGACGAGGAUGAAGCUAGCAGAGGUCGGCGAUGCAGGUGGGUGUCGUUCGCAAAGAGAAAGGGCGGUGUUGGAGACCCCGAACAAAACAUCGACUCUUUGAAGGAAACGGUGGAAGGAGAUGGGGUUGAGGGGAUGUAG
Lactuca virosa is the source of this 762-nucleotide messenger RNA. The record is from the annotation of a GenBank genome assembly. Lineage: Eukaryota; Viridiplantae; Streptophyta; Magnoliopsida; Asterales; Asteraceae.